Molecule: messenger RNA, 712 nt
Organism: Acyrthosiphon pisum (pea aphid)
Lineage: Eukaryota; Metazoa; Arthropoda; Insecta; Hemiptera; Aphididae
Exons: 3
Coding region: 243-680 (145 amino acids)
Biological process (GO): positive regulation of cell cycle G1/S phase transition; positive regulation of intracellular estrogen receptor signaling pathway
Cellular component (GO): MLL3/4 complex
Molecular function (GO): nuclear estrogen receptor binding
Source: RefSeq, a predicted model, not a curated record
AUAUUUCUAUCUUAAACCGUGGUUAUUACUUAUUAUCAUCUUGUAAUGAUUAACUUUUAUACUUUUAUACAAAUCGACUUAAAAAUAUAUUUCAAAUACCUACUCAAUUUAGCUCAAAUGACAAUUAUUAGUAAUUUUAUGGUUUAAUAUUUAAAUUUUAAGUCUGUGGAGGAGUUAAGAGAUAACUAUUAAUAUAUUUUAACUUUUACAUUUUACUAUUACUCUUGGUAUUUAAAAAAAUAAUGUCUGAACAUUUUAUUACACAAGAUAUAAUAGAAUGUUCUGAUGAUGAAAAUUACGGUUUUAAACAUAACCAGAUGAAUGAAUGUUAUCCUGAACCAUCCGAAAUUUAUUCGUUGUACAAAACUUUGGAGUCAGCUAAUGUUACAUCUUUAAAACUAGAAUGGACUUGUCCCGGACGAAGGGAAUUAACACCAGACGAUAGUCAAGUAUCUCAGAGUAGUACUAAUGAACUUUGUGAUAUUGCAGAAUCAUUGGAUCAAUCCGAUUUUGAUUUUGAAGAAGAUAUAUCACAUAUGAACUUAAAUCGUAUGGAUGGUAAAAAAGAAUUAAAAGGAAGUGCUAAGAAGAAGACUACUAGUUUAGAUGCAGUCUUAUCAAAUAUGGCUAGACAUCAAAAAUUAGAUAAUAUGCUUGAUGAAAAAUUUGAUUCAUUAUAAAAUAUAACCGUUUUAGGUAAAGUUAAGUUUAA